UACUGUCCUCAAUGUCCUCAAUCAAGAAAUUUCAACAGUCAUGCAUGCUGGCUGGAGAAUAUGACAAAAGAAGGAACACUUUGACUCAGUAUUUAUUCCCAGUCAAACCAGGAUGCUUCUAUCUCAACCAAUCAUAAUACAUAUUCAAAAUGUAUCCAUUUAAGGUAUUUAUGCCCCUUAGAUGUAUUUAUAAGCAAAUAUUCUUCUUACAAGCUAGCAUGUACGGUCUCUAAAAAAUGUAAUGAUCAUUUUUUGUUUAAAAACUUUUAUGUUCAAUGUUUUCUUUACAAAAAAAAUUAUCUACAAGUUGGAAAUUACAGGUGGAAAACAGUGACAUAUGACGCAAAACAUUACUCAGAGUCAAUGAUAUAAACUCAAUUUCUCCUCACAUCUUAAAUAAGAAAAGAGAUUUUGUUGCCAUCUACAUACAUUUUUCAUUUAAUCUGGUAACAAUAACAUUAAGUCAGAAUAUCUGAGUUAGCAUUAUAGUUUCUCCUCCCCAAGUCAUCCAACUCCACCCCUUUCAGAUGGCCAUAAAAACAGCAGCGUGCAUUCAUUUCACCAUUCUACCAUUCAACAAGAUCUUAACCUAAGACUUGACAAAACUCUUCUGACCUUACAACAAGGAACAAAGAAGUCAUGGAUCCUGAAAUCUCAAAAUGUACUCAAAGCCUUACCACUGCUGAGGACAUGAGGAACCAAACCAAACUUCUGAUGCAUUCUAAUGCUAACUGGGAAGAGUAUCUGUCUCCAGCACCUCUCUCCAUAGCCAUCCUGGGAGAGCUGGUUUUCAUAUCAUCUGUAACAGAUUUCUCUAUCAAUGAAAAUCCCCCUAAAGAUGGCUAUAAGUUCAUCAAAUACCCUGAUUCCUUUCGCGCUUGUCUCAUGCAAGUGUGUAACUCUGGUUGGUGGGCAUUUAAUGAGGCCCAUACGAGCAUGGAUCAGAUUCGUCUCCAUACUGCCCAGGUUCCAAAUUACAUGAAGACUGCUGUGAAGAUUCUGUUCCAAGGUAAUGAUAUGGUUGUAAAUGCUCAUCUUCCGAAUCAGCUGAAAAAUAUCCAAGACAUUGCAAAUGAAUGUCUGAAACUCUCGGAUGCAACUGAAAAGCGUUUUUUGAAUGUCAUUUGUAUAAUACAAGAGCUGCUAGAGGCGUGUAAGAAUGCACAUCGCUUUUAUGGGAAAGAAUUGGAAGAGGUGAACAAGAUAAUAGAAGAGAACAAUCUAAAGAAGCAGUCAGCUGAAGAGACCAAGAAAAGGACUGAGCAGUUAAUGAAUGCCAUGAAGAAGAAAAUGGAAGAAGCUAAUGAUAGCUACAAGCAAGCUCUGGAUUCUCUCCCUAAUGGAUGGGAAAUGAUUGGUAUGGAUUUUGUAGGUGGGUUAGCACAGGCCAUUACUGGUGUCAUUGCUGGAACGGCAUCUGCUAUUACUAAACCAGUGAAUGAUGCAGGAAAUGUGCUAGAUGAAAUACGAUUGUACAGUAAGUCGGCUGAAAUUUUAAAUUGUGCCCAGAAAAUUCAGGAAGAAAUGGAUGUGAAUAGUAAGGAUAAUAACACUGAUGACAAUGAAAAAAAUUCGAAGAUGGAAUUCAUAGGAAAACAGUUCAAAAGAAUCAGCAAAACAUUAAAGGAAAUCCCUGACUGCCCAGCAAAGCAACAAGCUCUGGAGUUAUGCCAAGAUGGCAUAGAAAUAUGCAACCAGCUCACAAAAUAUGCACCAGAUGGCAUACAUGUCAAAGCCAAAAACACUGAGAUGAUAGAAAAAGUUUUGGAUCUGAUCGAAUCGGCCCGUGUUUUUGAUUGCAAAAGCAAAGACAAAACUAAUUCUCCAGCCAUUGCUCCAACACCGCCAAUGAUGCAUAGAGAAGAAAAUAAGGCAAAUAACGCAAGUCCUUCUCAGAGGGCCACAGAAACUGCACGAUUCAAAAUAGAGCAGACCCGAGCUCAACUGAACAAGGCAAGAGAAUCUUUUGAGAAGUGUGUGGAGAACCUAGAGAACAAAGAGAAGGAACUAACUGAAAUCCUGGUAGUUCUGAGAAAUUGCAACCUGAAAGAGAUUGACUUCAAAACUACCAUACAGAUGCUGAUCAAAGGAAUGGAUGCCAUGGGGAGAGUGAAGGAGCAAUGGCAGAAGAUGGUUCGCUUCUUUCAGAUGGUUUCCAACAUUGUAAAAACCAGCCUGAGCACGACUCUCAAAAACUUUGUCUCCACAUCAGAGAACACAAAACGUCUCCGCUACAAUGAAAAGCUCUUUUCAAAAGAUCUGCUGUACAUUUAAGCCUUCCAAGCCUGUAACAUUGCUAGUCUGGUCCACAUGAUCUCUGCAACAUACACAGAUAUUUCCAGCAAGUACCUGAUGGAUCGUGUCAGUUCACUGGGAAAACUAAUGGCCAUGGAUAAAACUAAACCAGAAUUUGAGAGUGAGCGACUACUGCUUCAGAAAGGCUGUGAUGAGGCAAAGGACAGCAUCUUAAACCUUGUGAAGAAGAAUAAAGCUGAGUAUGACAGCAUGAGCAAAGCAAGACUUGAAAAGAUUGAUCGAGAAUUGCUUGCCAUUCUUCCUGCUGCUUCACCAAAAGAAAUCAAGAAAAUUGAAAACAUUGUUGAAUCUGCAUUCCUUAUGGAAGACAGCAUAGCAGGAUACGUCUGAGGAAUGCACUGAAGGAAUGUGUAUUUUCUAGUUUUACAUUG
Molecule: messenger RNA, 2687 nt
Organism: Puntigrus tetrazona (Sumatra barb)
Lineage: Eukaryota; Metazoa; Chordata; Actinopteri; Cypriniformes; Cyprinidae
Source: RefSeq, a predicted model, not a curated record